Molecule: messenger RNA, 5616 nt
Organism: Synchiropus splendidus (mandarinfish)
Lineage: Eukaryota; Metazoa; Chordata; Actinopteri; Syngnathiformes; Callionymidae
Product: alpha-protein kinase 3-like
Exons: 17
Coding region: 465-4979 (1504 amino acids)
Biological process (GO): cardiac muscle cell development; protein phosphorylation
Cellular component (GO): nucleus
Molecular function (GO): ATP binding; protein serine/threonine kinase activity
Source: RefSeq, a predicted model, not a curated record
UGAUUGAAACUAACUUCUAAAGACGAUGCUUCCCAUCAUGCAUUGCAGUCCUGGCGGAUUCUGAUGGUCAACCGAAGUUUCUUUCAGCGUCGACUCGACGUCACAGGGGAAACUCGCCUUCAAGGACGUGACGUCAAAGGAUCGCGCUGAAGAACCAGCGCAAAAUUGCAGUUGAAAAAGUCUACAACAAACAAGAUACAAAAAUAUAUAUUACAAAGGUCAUGGCUGCAGCGACAGACUUCUUCAAUGAAAGAAGACACGGCCGACUAUUAAUAGUGCAGCUGCUCACGCAUGCUCAUGUUUGAUUGGAGAUUGCAGCGCUGAAGUCAGAGCUGCUGGGCAUCUGUGAACGAAGGGAAAGAAGCAUGUGUAUGCUGCAGUCUAGCCUCCAGUGUUUUAUUGGAAAGUGAGAACUGAUACUUCUGUAGUCGGAGAACCGCUGAAGUUUUCUCUGGGGAAACGUGAUGGAUUCCCGAAGAACAAGUCGUACCUCUUUUGGAAACGGACGAUCAAGCAGUGGGGAAAGCUCCAAUGGUGGGAGUCGGCCUGUCAGCUGCAGUUACCUGACCAACGUCCGGCCAGAGAACAGGAGCACACUGUGCAGUGUGAUCGCCCAGCUGACGGAGGAAACACAACCAUUGUUUGAGAAGACUCUCAGGUCACGAGCUGUGUGUGCAAACUGCAACGUCAAGUUUUCCUGCACCGUCACAGGACAUCCCGUCCCUCAAGUUACUUGGUACAAGGAUGACAUGCAGCUGGACAGAUACUGUGGGCUGCCUAAAUAUGAAAUAUUUCGUAACGGACAGAAUCAUUCCCUCCAUAUUUACAAUUGCACUUUGGAUGAUGCCGCCAUAUACCAAGCGUCAGCCAGUAACACCAAAGGUAUCGUGUCGUGCUCAGGGGUUCUGGAGGUCGGAGAGAUGAACGAGUUCAAGAUACACCAGCGCUACUUUGCCAAGCUGAAGCAGAAGGCUGAGAGCAAAUGUAGAGAAGCGGAGGGCAAAGAAAACCAGGAGCCGUUUCGCACCAUCAGUCCAGACCGAACACAGAGGAAGCGUCGCUCUAAUAUGGAGGCUUUUAUGAGCACUCCGAGCUCCACAGAAGACGAGGGGAUGGAGGACACCUGUACGAGAGCGGCUGAGGAGCCACAGGCGAGGCUGCAGGAGCCCGCUGUGGAGCAGAUGGAUGAAAAGCCAGCAACCUCCUCAGUCAGUGGGAGUAAUAACAGACGGGGAGUCACUGAAAAUGGAGUGACCAACGGUGCAGUGGAGGCCCCGCAGGCUUCUGCAGUGCACCAACCCAAAGCACCUUUUGUGAAGAAGAAGAUUAAGAUUUCAAACUUUAUGAAAGGCGCAAAAGCAGAUGUUGUAGAAGAGAAGGUCAACGAGGAUAAAAGAGGAGGUACAUCCAUCUCAACACCCAGCCGAGAGUCAGGAGAGGAGCGGAUGGAAGUGGAGAGUAGCAGGACAGCUUUCAAUCCAGACUCCAGGAGGAGGCCAGUGCGUAAGAAAUGGGAAGAUAGUGACCAGAAGUCAAAGGUUGAAAAUGUCUCCUCGAAACCUGUGAAGAAAGAACCUAUCUCCACGUCGAUGACUCCAUCGCCUCCUCCCAGGCUUUCCAAGGUCAAACAAAUCUCAAAGAUGCACAAGGACAGUAAAGUUGACGAGGCGCAAGUGAAGUUACCAAAACAGAUUCACAGCAACCCCCAGAUUAAUUUAAAACCUCCAAGCAUGGUUUCUAAAGUUGUCAAAAUGGCGGAUGCUCCCAUCAUGGACAUUGACCAGAAGCCUGCUCAGAUGAAAACCAAAGCCAAUAUGAAGACACUUUGUGCACCAUUUAAAAGACAAACAGUUGUUGCCAGCGAGCCGACCCCGGAUCAGCUGGUGGAAAAGGAAACCGGGUCCGUCCAAAAGAAGUUGCGCGAGUCUCAGCCUUCGCUGCCGAAUGAGGUUACCCCGGUCGGCACAGAGAUGAAGCAGGACGUCCCGCCUGAGGUCAAGCUAUUUGACGACCAGUGUUCGCAGGAUGUACAAGUGCUACAAAAGAGUCCAGCAGAUAGAGGAAGCAUUGCGGAUGACAUCCAGACCUCCUCUGUGAAGGACGAUCCCGCGGCAGCCGUCGUCCAAGUGACACGGGACACACAAACUCGUUCCAAGGGAUCAAGUGGAGGCCAGACGCUCCUUUUUACAGACUCCCAGAAGUCACCAGUCAAAAGCCUGAGUGGUGAUGACAACACCGAGGGGUGUAAUGUUGCAAGCCUUGACCCCCAGAGCCAAGUUGAUACAGCAAUCAAAUCUGUUGAAGAGACAGAAAUGCAAGUGGAGGAAAAGGCAGCGGUUAAUGAGCAAGGAGGGUUGUCGGUGUCAGGUGACCAUAUGUCAGUGGACGAGACUGAAACAAGGACCCCGAAUGAAAUAGAGAUUCAACCAGAAAGUGAGAAGAAUGAGGUAACGGUGGUUGACACAAAUGUAACCGAGAAGACGGCAGCAGUGAACGGGCCAAGCGAAGUGCAACAGGAGCAGCCAAAGACAUUACAAACCCCCAAAACAUCUGUUGAUAAAGUCCAAGAAGUUCAGAAUCCAGUCACGAGCGUCAUAUCUAUCGCAGAACUUUUGAGAGCUCAAAUAAAGGCUCUUGGUCUGUCGCUGGAAAAUGGAUUUGCGUCUGAUUCCGGGAAUUCUUCUGCUGCCGACAGAAGCACUCAGGACAGAGGAAAGAGUGAAAACAUGAGCAGUGAGGGAACGAGCAAGUCCGUCACUGAGAAGCAGCCAGACGCUGACAAGCCUCCAAAGAAUCUGACUGAAACACUCAUGGAGAUUUAUCGACUUCUUAAUCAGAGUGCAAAUGAGAUGCAGGGCUCAGUUACAGAAACAAGCACUCAAAAACCUCCGACAACCCCUCCCAUCUGUGUUGUGGACACAAGUGCUGCUGAGAGUGACGUCAAAGGUUCAACUGAAGGUUUCAUGGACGUCGGUCAAGAGUCCAGCCAAUCAGCUAAUGUUUCUGUUGCUGAUACUCCUGAGCUCACCACAAACCAUGUCACUAAUGUGCUACCUGAAGAGGAAGUUCAGGUCACAAGUUCAUCACAUCAAGCUGAAGCUGUCCAAGAGGAUUCCGGCGGAUCAAAAGCAGACGCUGAGGAGUCAAUUCCAGUGCAGAACACUGAAGACGUUGUAGCUGUUGUAGCUCCAGAACGCCGUAAUGAAGUUGAACUGGAAAAUGAGGAGAAGAGUUCCAAAAAAAUUCCAGAAGAGCUUAAAGAACCGGACAGUAGUGUGGGAAGGUUAUCCAGUAAAAACGUGGACUUCAAGGGAGAUGAUCCUCAGCUGACCCCGCAGGAGAUCUUGGCUGUUGAACCUCUUCAUCCGAACCCUGAAACAAGUCCACUGCUGUUGAAAAGACAUUGCCCAUCACCAAUUCCCUCUGCCACUCCAGAGGAACUGGCUUCCGGUGCCCGCCGCAAAAUUUUCACCCCAAAAUCCAAAAGUGAAGAGCCCAGCGAUGGUGCUUCUCCACCCCAGGAAGAGAGUGCCACUCUCUCCGCCAGCCCCACCACUUUGGCCACUUCCCCGACCGCUUCGCGGCGCUCACGUCUGCUUCAGCCCAGCGACGAGAGGCCCUCGACAACGGAGAAGCGGUCUCCACAGGUGAGCAGAAGGAAGGUAACACCAGAGACCCAGAUCCAGAAGGAGGAGACGAAAACCCAGAAAUUAGAAGAGAAACCGGUGGAGAAUAACAGGCCAGACCCACGGAAAGCUCCUCAGGUCAUCCGUAAGAUCCGAGGGGAGAAUUUUGCAGACUCUUCAGGACACUUGAAACUGUGGUGUCAGUUCUUCAACAUUCUCAGCGACUCCUUGAUCACAUGGUAUAGAAAUCAGGUGGAGAUCGCUCAGAUUAAACGAAGUGCCACCGAUGAAAGCCCAGUCAACCUUGCUAUUGUCCACGCGUCAGGCAAGGACUCCGGCGUUUACAAAUGCACAAUCACAAACGAGUUUGGGACCGACUCCUCAGACUUUCUCCUCAAUGCUGAACUGAUGGCUGGAGGCUCGCUGCGUGACGAAGCUGGAGUUGGAGAGGAGAUUGAAAUGACGCCGCUGCUGUUCAGCAAGGGUGUGGCGGACUUGGGCAGCUGGGGGAACAAGUUCUUCGGUCGGAUUCUGGUGCAGAGGUCCCGUGUUGGCGACGGCCCUUCGCAUAAAGCGUGGAGGGCGAAGGUGAUCUAUGGGCUGGAACCAGUCUUUGAGUCCGGAAACACCUGCAUUAUCAAGACACGCAGCCCCAUCACCUACGGAGGUAAAGAGGAAAGCUGCCUUCUGGAGAGAAACCUGGAGUUUGUGAAACAGGAGUGUAAAAUCCAGAACCUGGCCCGUGAAUAUUGUAAAAUCUUCGCGGCUGAGACCAGAGUGACUGAAAACUUUGGGCCGUCUUUUGAAGUCAUCCCCCUGUAUCUGAUGUACCGACCCGCCAACACCAUCCCCUACGCCACGGUGGAGGCCGAUCUGGCCGGUGUGUUCAAGACAUACACUUCUUUGGACGCCACUGGGCAGCUGGAGAUGAGAGGCAGCUCUGAGCUGGAGCUCAAGUGCUGUACCCUGCAACACUGGAUCUAUCAGUGGACUCACGGGAACCUGCUGCUCACUCAGAUGGAAGGAGUCGACACAAAGAUCACCAACAUUGGAAUUACAGCCAAAUCAUCCGGACAUCAAGGUCUUCCUGUCGAGGGGAACCCGAAGCUUUUCGAGCAGUUCGUGUCUCAGCACCAGUGCAACUACUUCUGUGGGCUGCUGGGCCUGAGGUCUCUGAAGGUUCUGGAUUCUUUGAUGACACCACAGAAGCCCAGAGGCUCCAAGAGCCCCUUGCUGCAGCGGAAACUGGGAGCCGGUUCCUCCAGCCCACAGACUGGUAGGAAGGUGGCUGGCAGCCCCAAACCUCCCAGGAAAGCUGAAGAACAGAUGAAAGCCAAACAGAGUGCAUCAUAGACAAAGAGCCAGUCUGAUUUCAACUCUUCUGUAGAGCAUUUUUACCUGAGUGACAUCACUUCCUUUUGUCCGGGAAACCAGAGGAUCACAAUGUGGAUUCUUGCACUCGAACAUGUCAACCACAGGUCAGUACUGAGAGGGACAAAUAGAUUUUGCCUUUGUUGUACUUUGAUCUUAAAAAGCAGAACUGAAAAGAUGGUCUCAAAAAAGGUGCCCAUGAAAAAGUGCCUUAUACAGCAAGAGGCUUCACCUGAACACCCAUCAUUUAUUACGGAUUAUUCAUGGUGGAAGGAUUAAACCAUGAGGCAGAUUGGCAAAGGUCCUCCAGGUGACCAGAUGGUCGGAUGUGUUGACCAAUGGUAUCGGCAUCGAUCUGCAACUGUGGUGAGGAAUCCAGUCAACGAAAAGCGCACAGCUAGUGAGUGUUGCUGGCGCUCACCAUCACACACCUUAUGAAUGAGUGAGUGUGGUUUCCUGCUAAUUUACUGGGUCACAGAAUACACAGUCGAACACCAGAAUUCUCAGUACAGCAUCUCAUGACAGUUGUUGUACAGUGGACACAGCUUUGUAUGAAUAUUUAAUAAGGUCUUGUGUUUACUGUUAUGCUGCAACAUUGGGAAGCAACUGCACAUUUGGG